AUGCUUCCCCGAUCCAUUCUUCUUCCUCUCCCACUUCUUCUUACCAACCAACACGAUGGAAGAGAGAGAGGAGAGAUUAUUCAUUUCGAAGGGAGGGCUCACGGGGAUAAAAUGAGAUCGAGUGCAGGCGAUGAAAAGAGAGAUGUGAGAAGGAGGGCGCAAGAUAGCAAAAAGUGCGCCGAUGGUGACGCAGUGAAUGAGAUGAACACGCGGAGAGAGCACUAA
Messenger RNA from Sphenostylis stenocarpa, 225 nucleotides. NCBI's taxonomy places the organism in Eukaryota, Viridiplantae, Streptophyta, Magnoliopsida, Fabales, Fabaceae. The record is from the annotation of a GenBank genome assembly.